CUGCUGCUACUAGAUCCUCCCAGAAAGGCAUUUGGAGUCGGAGUCUGACUCAAAGAUACAGUUCUCUUUGGAGCAUGCUUUCGGUGACUCCGAUUUUGUUCCCGCUGGCACCUUCUCUGCCCGCCUCAAGACUUGGAAUCAUGGUGGCCAGGUUAGAUUUAAAAUCAAAUGCUAAAUUGACAGUAACAAAGCUGCAGUUUUCAAGAAAUGGUUUCACUAAUGAGGAGAAGGAGAAGUUCAAAAAUUUGCUUCAAGGUGAUGACUUCUACAGGGUAAGACUCCCAUCCAAUGUUCUAAGUCCUGCCGGGAGGGAUUAUAUUAUCUCAUCAGUGAAAGCGAGAUGUCUUCCACGAGAGGGUUUGGAUGAGCAUUUUGUCAUACUCAUGGAAGCUGUAAAUAUCUUGGCAGUCAAUUAUGGGUCCCCAGGGGCAUGCCCAUAUCCUCUGCAGUUGAAACUUCCUUUUAAAUGGGCCUUCAACUCCCACACAGUUUUAAAGAACAAUUAGAACGCACCAAGGUAUUCUCUUAUCCAUAUUAUUCGCUUAUUUUGGAUCUAAUAUUAUAGCUCCUGUUUUUUUAGAAAAUUCGCAACAUUAUUAAUUGUUUCUUUACCUUUAGUUUUAUUGAUUGACAUCUAACUGGAAGCUAUUUCAUGGCUUAAAGGGGAAUUUAUUGAUUGUAAAUUGCAAUCUCAUCCUCUUUUUUUUUAACUGUUUCAAGAGCCUAAGAUACAGGUUUUCCUCAAUGGACAAGUUUGUUUUAGUAAAUAACUUAAAUGCAU
Molecule: messenger RNA, 781 nt
Organism: Rubroshorea leprosula
Lineage: Eukaryota; Viridiplantae; Streptophyta; Magnoliopsida; Malvales; Dipterocarpaceae
Source: the annotation of a GenBank genome assembly